UAGCGUUCGUCCGCCUCCGGGGCAACCGGCGUACUUAUUGUGCCAAAGGGAUGAACAUGAAAGGAAAAUUAACGCUAUUGAACCGUUAAAUGCUAAUUUUAGAACAAGGAUUAACAGUGUGUUGGAUGCUCGUCCUCCUCAACCUGGUUUUUUAUCUUGCCGCUUUCCUCAACUCCUUAAUGUGGAAAGAAUAACUUUCUUGAUCAAUGGCCAUUUCAAGACAAGUGGCUACUUUCCGUCUACCACCUCUUCCAACAAUUGGAGAAAUAGUUAAACUGUUUAAGCUGAGAGCUGAAAAGCAGCUGUCCCAAAACUUCCUUUUGGAUCAGAGACUUGCAGAUAAGAUAGUAAGAAGUGCUGGUAAUCUGAAAGAUGCCUAUGUGUGUGAGGUGGGCCCUGGGCCAGGAGGAAUCACAAGAUCCAUUCUGAAUGCUGGUGUUGCAGAACUUUUAUUAAUUGAGAAAGACCCUCGUUUUAUUCCAGGGCUCCAGAUGCUUUCUGAAGCUGCUCCAGGAAAAGUUCGGAUUGUUCAUGGAGAUAUUUUAACAUAUAAGUUGUGCCAUGCUUUUCCAGAGCACCUUAUAAAGAACUGGGAAGAUGAUCCACCAGACAUACAUAUUAUUGGAAAUUUGCCUUUCAGUGUUUCAACCCCUCUAAUAAUUAAGUGGCUUGAGAAGAUAUCUGAAAGGGAUGGACCUUUUCGUUAUGGUAGGACACAGAUGACUCUGACCUUUCAGAAGGAAGUAGGGGAGAGAUUGACAGCUUGUGCAGGAUCCAAGCAGCGAAGCAGACUUUCCAUUAUGUCUCAGUACCUGUGCACUGUUCAUAAGGGUUUCACAAUACGCGGUCAGGCUUUUGUUCCAAAGCCAGAGGCUGUCGGUAUCAACCCAAAUAUUCCUGCAAGCAUGAAGAAGACUCCACCUGCAAAGGAUGUGUGGCUUUUGCUGUCCCUGUCUCCUCCUAAGCGGGUGCACUUCAUUCCCACAGUGGCAAUGCAGAUCCCAAAAGUGGAGAGAAUGCACGACAAAACCAUGGUGGUCCGUGCUGCCUGAAUAUGAACUGGGAGGGAGAGGAUUGAAUAUUUCAGUGUGCAGCUAAACAUCCCGGUGCUGUACCAUGUGCAGUCCAUCCAGAGCCCUUGCAUUUGGGUUAUAGCCGUGAUGAUGUUUGAACCCACAUCUGCAUUCACCUUCCAGUUUGGCAGCAAGGUAGCUAUGAUUGCUCCAAAAACACCAAACAAAGCUAGAAGGAAAGCAAAGAACUGAAGAGCUGCUGAUGCCAUGAUGAGAUCUGCUGUCACCUUUUGUCUGCCUGUUUCUCUUCUGUUGUUGUAAACGUGUGUAACUGUCUGAUAGCUUCCCAGCCAAGCUGUAGCUGUCUGUCUGUGACAGAGGAGCGGGAGGGGGAGAACAGCAGGGGCAGAGGAAAGAGAAGUGAGCAAACAAGGGAGCUUGCAUUCAAAAUCGCAGCUAUCUGAAUGAAUGACUGAACGUGACCCUGCAGCUGAUGAGAAGCCUACAAAAGGCCUGAGCAGCUGUACACAGGCCACUUGGAACACAAAUGAUUAUAAAUGAAUAGUAUAUGUGAGCAGCUAAGCACAAGGAGCUACCCAUUGAUAAUCCACAGUAGCAAGCAGCUCAAAUGCAGCAUUAAAGCAUAAUGGUAAGAUAAUGCAAAUCCCCAAAAAGUAAGCAAAUGCAAAGUUGAGCAAUUUGUACCAUCAUUGACCAACUUGGAAUAACUUCUGUGACACAAGUUAGCAAAAAGAAAACUACCUAGUUCUAGUCCUAUUAAUAGUCUCUCAAAGUCAAAACAAUAACAAUAGUUAAAUGAAAAUAGUUUCCAUAGGAAAUAUUACAUUUUAGUUGAGUUCAAUGUAAUUUUUCCCAAUUGCAAUUUUUAAAAUGGUAGUUCAGUAAGUUCUUUGUGUUUUACAAAGAUUUCUGUUGCUUUAGUAUUAUUUUCUGAAGAACAGAGUUAAGGUUCUGUGUUGGCCAUUCAGGAUUUGAACUAAAAUUUCCUAAGGACUAGAAUUGAACGUAUCCCCGUUCCUUGAUUCAUGGUAAUCACCUCUGAUAUAGUAUCAUCACUGAGAGCAAAUAAAACAGUUACUGAAGACUGAAAGCAAAAUCCACCUAAAGUUAACAUUUAGGUAUUGAGUUUGAAUAGUCAAGCACAUACUCUAUAUCAGUGGUUUUUAACCUUUCCACAGCUGGGGACCGGCAAAAACAGGAAAACCACCUCAGGGACUGCUGAUGCAGAAACAAAAAGCA
Messenger RNA from Varanus komodoensis (Komodo dragon), 2273 nucleotides. RefSeq names its product transcription factor B1, mitochondrial (gene TFB1M). Gene Ontology annotation, biological process: rRNA methylation; transcription initiation at mitochondrial promoter. Gene Ontology annotation, molecular function: rRNA (adenine-N6,N6-)-dimethyltransferase activity; mitochondrial transcription factor activity. The coding region runs from base 207 to 1052 and encodes 281 amino acids. Gene Ontology annotation, cellular component: mitochondrial matrix. The transcript has 7 exons. The record is from RefSeq and is a predicted model, not a curated record. NCBI's taxonomy places the organism in Eukaryota, Metazoa, Chordata, Lepidosauria, Squamata, Varanidae.